Theobroma umbraticum is the source of this 1057-nucleotide messenger RNA. The record is from RefSeq and is a predicted model, not a curated record. NCBI's taxonomy places the organism in Eukaryota, Viridiplantae, Streptophyta, Magnoliopsida, Malvales, Malvaceae.
UUAGUACCGGUGUACCUCAUUUGGUUUCAAUCUUUAGAGUUACACAAGUAUUGAGAGAGAUCACCAAACGUCGAAGGGAAACAUGGCUAACUCAUUUGCAAGUUUAAAUCCACAGCUCAUCGUAUCUUUCGGGGAGAUGCUCAUUGACUUUGUUCCAGACAUUGCUGGUGUUUCUCUGGCUGAGUCCUCUGCUUUCCUCAAAGCACCUGGCGGUGCACCCGCUAACGUUGCCUGCGCCAUCAAGAAGCUCGGCGGCAACUCUGCCUUCAUCGGCAAGUUUGGGGAUGACGAGUUUGGGCACAUGCUGGUUGAUGUCUUGAAGAAACAUGGGGUGAACACUGAUGGCAUCUGCUUCGAUCCCCAUGCCAGAACUGCACUGGCAUUUAUGACCCUGAAGAAAUAUGGAGAGAGGGAGUUCACUUUUUAUAGAAACCCUAGUGCUGACAUGUUGUUGAAGGAAUCAGACUUGAAAAUGAGUAUGAUCAAGCAGGCCAAAAUAUUCCAUUAUGGGCUUCCUCUUUGGCCUUCGCCUCAGGCUGCUAGAGAUGGGAUCUUGAGCAUAUGGAACUAUGCAGAUUUCAUCAAGGUGAGUGAUGAUGAGGUAGCUUUUCUCACUCACGGAGAUGCUAGAAGGGAAGAUGUUGUGUUGUCUCUAUGGCAUCAGAAUCUCAAGUUGCUUAUUGUCACUGAUGGAGAGAAAGGUUGUAGAUACUUCACUAAGCAUUUCAAAGGAAAGGUCGAUGGGUUCUCAGUGAAAACUGUGAAUACAACAGGAGCUGGUGAUGCAUUUGUUGGAUCCAUUCUAGUCUCACUGGCCAUGGAUACUAAUUUUUUUCAGGAUGAGAGGAGAUUAAGGGAAGCUUUGUUGUUUGCAAAUGCUUGUGGAGCAAUUUGUGUAACUAAAAAUGGAGUAAUUCCAGCCCUUCCAACAAGAUCAGAUGCUCUUGGGCUGAUUAAGUCCAAGGGCAUGCCCCUUCUCACAAAAACUUGCAUGAUCUUUUCUUCCCUUGCUGUUGUAGCUUCAAUUUUAGUAUUUCUUCUAUACAAAGCUAAAUAA